This is a messenger RNA of Sphenostylis stenocarpa, 321 nucleotides long. The record is from the annotation of a GenBank genome assembly. Lineage: Eukaryota; Viridiplantae; Streptophyta; Magnoliopsida; Fabales; Fabaceae.
AUGGCCUUAAAAAUCUCUCAACUGCUUCACAUUCUUUUGCUGCUGUCUCUUCUAUUGCUAGUUUUUCAUGAGUAUUACAAUCUCAAGUCCAAGAUCAACGUGAAGCAGACCACACAAGCAACUCACUCAAUACCAUCAUCUCAUCACCUUUUAAUGAGCAGAAAGUUUCUAGCAACCAAAUUUGACUUCUCUCCUUUCUUUAAGCACCAUCAUGAACACCACCAACCGGGUGCUGAUGAUCCUUCAGACACAGAGAUUGAUCCACGUUAUGGGGUUGAGAAGCGUCGUGUGCCAACUGGUCCAAAUCCAUUACACCAUUGA